UGCCCCACUUUCAGUCUUCUCCCUCCCACCAACCAGCAAGCAAAGGACUUUUGUAAGCAUGGUCCUCGUUUUGGGAGCUUCCUGCCGAGCAUGACUGAGAUCAAGAUCACCGUGCUGGGAGGUGAAGGUGUCGGCAAGUCAGCUCUCAUCGUCCGGUUCUUCACUAGACGCUUUAUUGGCGAGUAUGCAUCCUCAUCAGAAUGCAUAUACAGAAAGGGUUUGGCUGUGGAGGGGAGGCGGAUUAACCUUGAGCUCUAUGAGCCCUGCUGUCAGUCCAGUGAGGGUAAAGAUGAGAUUCACUGGGCUGAUGGUUUUAUUGUGGUCUACGAUAUCAGCAAUCGCUCGUCCUUUCUUACUGCUACAACCAUAGUGAAGCUCAUCAGGGAGCUCCCCUUCGGAUCAGCCAAAAGGGAUGUCGAGUCUCUUAUAUUUGUAGUGGGUAACAAACACGACCUGUGCCACAUGCGAGAGGUACGCCGCGAGGAGGGUCAGCGUCUGGCGGCCGAGUUCCGCUGUCAGUUUUACGAGCUAUCGGCGGCCGAGCACUACCAGGAGGUGGAACGCAUAUUCUCCCAGAUGGUGCUGAGUGCCAGCCUUAGGAGCAAGGCGAAGGAGCGCAGGAGACGACCCAGUGGUUCCAAGUCCAUGGCCAAACUUAUUAACAAUGUUUUCGGUAAAAGGAGGAAAUCGGUGUGAAACGUUGGAGUAUGCGAGGAUCGACAUGUAGACCGGCCAAUGACAGUGACUGUGCCUGAAAACCCUGCCAUUGAUUGGCUGGACUACUUUCUACAGACACAGGCUUGCAAGUCGGCGGAAACUACUUCCCUACUACUUCCCUUUACUCUGUGGCUUAUUGGGAGCAAGUAGAAAAGGGAGGAGAACAAAAAAACGAUAACUACUGCACUUAAUUAUUACUGUCACUUUCAUACGAGCUUUAACAUGCUGAAGGAUCCGAUCUUUAUCCUUAAUGAUGGUCUGAUAUAACCAAACGUUUUAUACCAACAGUGCUGCCAGUAUUGCUUGGUGUUUCUCCUCUCUCAGUUCAUUUCCACUUCCAUGGUGAUGGCUUCACUUUUCCUUGGCGGAUUUCCACCAGAAGAGGCAGCCUUAUGCUUUGGAGACAUAAUGAAGUCCGAAAAGUUAAUUCAUAAGCCAUGCUAUUCAGUCCGCGUCGCUUCGAAAAAGGCACACACCGUAUUAAAACAUGGCAUACACUGCAUACUUGGAGUGUGCUGAAAGUGGUUCUUGAGUGAGUCCAGUGUUUACGAACCAAUUAGGGUUUUAAAUUAACUAUGGGAGACCAUAUACAUAACCACGAAAAUCAAAACACCGUAACCCGAGGAUCACCUGUAAGGAGAAUAAAAGAUUUUUUAACCUUUG
Molecule: messenger RNA, 1380 nt
Organism: Dunckerocampus dactyliophorus (ringed pipefish)
Lineage: Eukaryota; Metazoa; Chordata; Actinopteri; Syngnathiformes; Syngnathidae
Gene: rergla
Product: RERG/RAS-like a
Exons: 5
Coding region: 91-696 (201 amino acids)
Molecular function (GO): GTPase activity; GTP binding
Source: RefSeq, a predicted model, not a curated record